CGCACACUGAGUGUGAGUUAGCCUGAUGCAUUCUGGGAGAUUCCGAUGUCUAUGGUGCAGCAGGCAGGCUAGUCGAUCCGGAUCUCAUCGCUGAGUCUCCAGCGUGUUGUUGCAGCGUCAUCCUGUUUGAAUGAAGUUCAGACCCACAACGAGCCUUCAACUCUUGAUUUGCUCCCCGGUGAACCGAAACAGGAAAGAAAAAAACAAAAACUCAGGACCGAGGAAGGGAGAGAUUGACAACCAUGCCGGUGUUUACGGUAAAUGUGAAAUGGGGCAAAGAGAAGUUUGAUGCUGUGGAGCUGAACACAGAGGAGCCACCCAUGGUUUUCAAGGCUCAGCUUUUCGCUCUGACAGGAGUUCAACCAGACCGGCAGAAGGUCAUGGUGAAGGGAGGCACUCUAAAGGAUGAUGAGUGGGGUAACAUAAAGCUGAAAAAUGGAAUGACUCUUCUGAUGAUGGGGUCAGCAGAAGCUCUGCCCGAGGAACCGGCGGUCCGGCCCAUGUUUGUGGAGGACAUGACUGAGGAGCAGCUGGCCUCAGCGAUGGAGCUGCCGUGUGGGCUGACAAACCUGGGCAACACCUGCUACAUGAACGCCACGGUGCAGUGUCUGCGCUCUGUUCCUGAGCUGAAAACAGCCCUGAGAAGGUAUUCAGGAGCUCUGCGAUCCUCAGGAGCAAAUGCACCGUCACAGUACAUCACAGCAGCACUUCGUGAUUUAUAUGAAACGAUGGACAAGACUUCGUCCAGCCUCCCCCCCAUUAUUCUUCUGCAGUUCCUUCACAUGGCCUUCCCACAGUUUGCUGAGAAGGGGGAUCAGGGACAGUACCUUCAGCAGGACGCUAACGAGUGUUGGUUGCAGAUGAUGAGAGUCCUUCAACAGAAACUGGAGCCGCUUGAACCAGAAGCUGCCAUGGAGACCGAUUCUGAGAGCGGAGCUGCUGCUGCCUCCUCCAAGAAGAACUUCAUCGACCAGUAUUUUGGAGUAGAAUACGAAACUAGUAUGAAAUGCACAGAGUCUGAAGAAGAAGAACCAAUCAAAGGCAAGGAGAGUCAGCUGCAGCUCAGCUGCUUCAUCAACCAGGAGGUCAAAUACCUUGCAACGGGAUUAAGGCUGAGACUGCAGGAGGAGAUCACAAAAAUGUCUCCAUCCUUGGACAGAAACGCCCUGUAUAUAAAAUCUUCAAAACUUAGUCGUCUUCCUGCCUACUUGACUGUUCAGAUGGUUCGAUUUUUCUACAAAGAGAAGGAGUCUGUGAAUGCUAAAGUUCUAAAGGACGUCAAGUUCCCGCUCAUGCUGGACGUUUAUGAGCUGUGCACCGCGGAGCUCCAGGAGAAGAUGCUGCCCAUCAGGUCAAAGUUCAAAGAGGUGGAAGACAAGAAGCUGGAGAAGCAGCAGCAGAAGGUGUUGAAGAAACCAGAUGCAACAAAAGAGACGAAAUACGAGCCGUUCUCGUUCCCGGGUGAUAUUGGCUCCAACAACAGCGGCUACUACGACCUGCAGGCCGUGCUGACGCACCAGGGCCGCUCCAGCUCGUCGGGUCACUACGUGGGGUGGGUCAAGAGGAAAGACGACGAGUGGGUGAAGUUCGACGACGACAAAGUGAGCGUGGUCACUCCGGAGGACAUCCUGCGGCUGUCGGGGGGCGGAGACUGGCAUAUAGCCUACGUUCUACUGUACGGACCUCGCCGGCUGGAAAUACUUGAAGAGGAGCAGUAGUUCCAUUUCUAAGACGAUUGUUCACUUACAAAUUGCCAUUUCAAAGCACUGUCUGCAUAGAUGUGCAAUAAAAUUUGUGUCUUUGAAGAUUUGAUGACCUUAAUUCUUUUUUUUUCUUUUGUAACCAACACAGAUGCUUGUAAAAACAAAUUCCGGCUUUGGUAACGAUGUGAGUGGCAAUCACUGGACUGGAUCCUCGAGGUUUUAAAGUGUCGCUUUGCAGUUUCAUUAAAUGUUUUAUACACAUUGUAUAUUUUUUAAGCCUUUCAUAAGGUGAUCAUAUGAGAGCAAAAUAUUAAUCAUUUAAUCAACAUGUGUAAAAAUCCCUCAUUUGAACUGUUUGUUUCUGAAUUUCUGGCCUUUUUUUGUGGCAGAUUUCUAACCGAGAAGCGUUUCUGUACUAAAGGUUCUCCUGCAGGAACUUCACAGAACUCGACUCCUGUGGUUCUGUUUUGAUAAAUGAGGUUCUGUCUGCCAAAUUGUCAUUCAUGCUUUUUUUUUUUUUUUUGAUGGGGAGGGAUGGAACCAGGUUGCCCUUGUGGUGAACUUUGUGCAUAUAAAUAAAAGCUUCAGACUAAAA
Oryzias melastigma (Indian medaka) is the source of this 2298-nucleotide messenger RNA. RefSeq names its product ubiquitin specific peptidase 14 (tRNA-guanine transglycosylase) (gene usp14). Bases 243 to 1718 code for a protein of 491 amino acids. Gene Ontology annotation, biological process: proteasome-mediated ubiquitin-dependent protein catabolic process; protein deubiquitination; regulation of proteasomal protein catabolic process. The transcript is spliced from 16 exons. NCBI's taxonomy places the organism in Eukaryota, Metazoa, Chordata, Actinopteri, Beloniformes, Adrianichthyidae. Gene Ontology annotation, molecular function: protein binding; cysteine-type deubiquitinase activity; proteasome binding. The record is from RefSeq and is a predicted model, not a curated record.